AUGGAAGAGCUAAAAGAGGUGCACGAGCUUUGCGACAACUUCUGCCACCGCUACAUCAGCUGUCUGAAGGGCAAGAUGCCCAUCGACCUGGUGAUCGACGAGCGGGAGAGCGCACGCCCCCCGGACGCGAACGGCGAGCGGUCGGCCCCCGACUCCAGCCACGACGGAGCCUCCACCCCCGACGUCGUGAGUACCCCCUAUAGCAAAACCCAUCUCAUUCAGAGGCGCGAUCCCCAGCUAGCACCCAACUCGACAACGAGUUAUCUCGUGCACCCCUGUUCUUAG
Molecule: messenger RNA, 285 nt
Organism: Pieris macdunnoughi
Lineage: Eukaryota; Metazoa; Arthropoda; Insecta; Lepidoptera; Pieridae
Source: the annotation of a GenBank genome assembly